CGGCCGGGCGCCCAGCCCACGGGCUGUGCCGGCGGCUGCAGCAGGCUCCCGCACCCAGGGGCUCGCCCGCCCAGUCAGCGGGCCAUGAGCCCGGGCGCGGCGGCUGCAGCGGGGCGAUGGUGCCCAAGGAGAAGCCGCUGUGGAAGGGCUUCGCGUUCCGCCUCUGCCUGCUCUCGGCCGGGCUCUUCCUCUGCCUGCAGCUGGGGCUGAGGCGCUCCCGGGCCCCGGCGGAGAAGGCGGGAGCCGCUGCGGCCCGGGCUCUGCCCGCCCGGGGCACCGAGCAGCGCCUCGGGCCGGUGCCGGCCCGCAGCAGCCGCAAGGGCAGCGCGGAGGCGCACCUGGGGCCGGGGGCGGGGCGGCCGGAGGCGGCGAGCGCCAGCAGGAGGCGGGUGACCUACCUGAGAAGCAGCCGCAGAAGGAGCUCGGAGCCCGCCUGCUGCCCCCUGCAGUCCCUGGGCAGCAGCCGCAGGAAGACUAUACGAUGGAACGUAGACCUGCAGCCUUGGGCAAGUCCAACUCCUUCCCUGAAUUAUGAGGCCUUGAGGUUCCUGAAGUAUAUCACCACACCUCAGAUUUCAUGUGAACAUAUGAAUAUGAACAGCCUGACAGAUAACUCUGAAACCAUAAAGAAGCCGUGGUCAGUCUGUCUUGAUGACAGGUUCAGUUUAGUUCAUCGAAUCAAAAGCAAGCAAUGCCGUCUCUAUUCACUUGGAUUGAGCAGUGAUGAUAACCAGUUUGAAAUCAGCCUGGCCAACAGUGGUUGUGAGGUGCAUCGAUUUGAUCCUAGUAUCAAGUCAGCUCAUAUUCAGGAGGGACGACACCUCUGGAACCAUCGCCUGUCCAUUGACUGGAGAGAUCCCAAUCCGGCAAUUGCUCCUCAUAAACUACGCAGCCAUACGAAAAAGCUUGGCACCAUCUUGAAUGAGUUUGGACACCAGAAGAUUGAUGUCCUCAAGGCAGAUAUGGAAAGUGCUGAGUGGAAAAUUUUGGAAAACCUGAUUCUGGAAGACAUUGUUGAACAGAUAGGACAACUGGUCUUUGAAGUCCACAUUCAUUGGCCUGGAUUUGAGGUCAGUGGCAAUGACAGCAUGGUGGUCCGAUACUGGUACAGUCUUCUCAAAGAAUUAGAACUGAAGGAUUUCAGGCUUUUUCACACUUACAAAGACUUAUUGAAACCACAGAUAUUUCUGAAAAAGGAAGCCUUCAAUGCAAGUAGCUGUUACACACUAAGCUGGGUGAACACAAGAUGGAAAUAGAAUAAAGGAAUUGAUGACAUGUAAUCAUCCCACUGAACCGUAUUAGUGAAAAGGACAUUGGAGCAGCUGACAAAAGUUACUGAACUUGCAAACCGAGGCCCUGUUAUCAAAAUGUUUCUAAGCAAUAUCUCAAAAGCUGAAUGUUAUCAUGCAUUGUUUCGGAAAACUAAAAAGAGAUCUGGCAUUGAAAUUGUUUUGUACAUGCAUCUUCCAUAAGUUACGUAGAUAGACUUUAUUAGAAACAGAUGAGAGAUAUUUUCUAAGUGUUCGUCUAAAGUGGCUAACAGUUCUCCACACAUGGCUGUGGAUUGACCCCAGCCUUCCUAAAGGUCAGCAGAGAGCAUUCCCCUACUCUGGCCCUGAAAAUUCACUGGGAGCAGCUCUAGUACAGUGAACACCAAGAGAUGCUGCUGAAAAAAAUCACUGAUCCAAAUAAGUUACUUUCUCAGGGAUGGCCAAGUGAUACAUUUUCCUUAAAUGAUUGUGCUUAGACUAGCACCUUUUAUUACUUUAAAAACAAACACUCCCAUGACAGUUGUGGCAGAUUGUUCUCUUCCAACCAACAAUUACUUAAAAGGGACAGUCAAUGGGAAAUCUAGUCAAUUUUUAAAAAGGUGUAAUGUAUUGUCAGAUACUACACCUGCCCCUGGUAUAUGCAUGCCAGCACCUCCUCCACAGGCAUUCUUCACUCAAAUCAGUCCCCCUUCCAAUGGCUAACAAGCUCAAAUCACUCAACUGGCCCCUCCAGAUUUCCCUCAGAAGCCCAACUGGCAGGCUCAAUAGGCCCAAGCAAUAUAUUUUAAACUUCCCAGAGAAGUCAUUUCCCCCUCACUUUACCAGAAACAUAGUGAAGGAGUGCAUGGUUUAUGUGAACAUUUCAAAAACUCUAGCCCAUCCAAUACUACCCAUCUGAGAGGGGUUAAGAGAGAAUUUAGUAUUUUUAUGUAAUGUAUUGCCAUUAAACUUUGUAUUAAAUAAAAGACA
Molecule: messenger RNA, 2240 nt
Organism: Caretta caretta (loggerhead turtle)
Lineage: Eukaryota; Metazoa; Chordata; Testudines; Cheloniidae
Gene: METTL24
Product: methyltransferase like 24
Source: RefSeq, a predicted model, not a curated record